This is a messenger RNA of Rangifer tarandus platyrhynchus (Svalbard reindeer), 627 nucleotides long. The record is from the annotation of a GenBank genome assembly. Lineage: Eukaryota; Metazoa; Chordata; Mammalia; Artiodactyla; Cervidae.
AUGGCGGCCUCCUUGGCCGGGAAGAAGAUCGUGUUUGUCACGGGGAACGCCAAAAAGCUGGAGGAGGUCAUUCAGAUUCUAGGAGAUAAAUUUCCGUGCACUUUGGUGGCGCAGAAAAUUGACCUGCCAGAGUACCAAGGAGAGCCUGAUGAGAUUUCCAUUCGGAAGUGUCAGGAGGCAGCUCGCCAGGUGCAGGGCCCUGUUCUGGUGGAGGACACCUGUCUGUGCUUCAACGCCCUUGGGGGCCUCCCUGGCCCCUACAUAAAGUGGUUUCUGGAGAAGUUAAAGCCUGAAGGUCUCUACCAGCUCCUGGAGGGGUUCCAAGACAAGUCUGCCUAUGCACUCUGCACGUUCGCAUUCAGCACUGGGGACCCGAAUGAGCCCAUACGCCUCUUCAGGGGUCGGACAAUGGGCCGGAUAGUGGUGCCCCGUGGCUGCCGGGACUUUGGCUGGGACCCCUGCUUUCAGCCCGAUGGAUAUGAGCAGACGUAUGCAGAGAUGCCCAAGGCUGAGAAGAACACCAUUUCCCAUCGCUUCCGGGCCCUGCUUCAGUUGCAAGAAUACUUUAGCAGCCUGACUCCUGGGGCCGGUAAUGACCACUCUGGCUGGGGAUCUGGAGAGGGGUAG